Molecule: messenger RNA, 294 nt
Organism: Caenorhabditis auriculariae
Lineage: Eukaryota; Metazoa; Nematoda; Chromadorea; Rhabditida; Rhabditidae
Source: the annotation of a GenBank genome assembly
AUGAUUCCAUACCGUAUGCAGAAAGGAGCCUUCCUCAAUCAAAAAAACAAGACAUUGCGCAUGAAAAAGGCUCGAAAGCUGCUCGCUGGCACGCAAGAUGGCUCGCAUCUGACGACGCUAUUUACCGACGAGAAAAUCUUCACUGUGGAGGCGAACAAGAACGGCCAAAAUCAUUGGAUCAUCGCUACUGACUAUCAGAGUGCCUGUGAAAAAGGAAAAAUUCUGAAUAAAACUUCGCAUCCGGCUUCCGUGAUGGUUUUGCCGGAAUUACCGCUGACGGCAAAACUCCGCUGA